Messenger RNA from Naegleria lovaniensis, 1902 nucleotides. RefSeq lists its product as uncharacterized. Bases 1 to 1902 code for a protein of 633 amino acids. The transcript has a single exon. Lineage: Eukaryota; Heterolobosea; Eutetramitea; Acrasida; Naegleriidae. The record is from RefSeq and is a predicted model, not a curated record.
AUGUCAACUGUUGUUGUGGAUGAAACACAACAACAACAACAACAAGACCACAACCAUCAUCACACGCGGACAGGGUCUCCAAAAGAAUCUCCACAACAACCACAACAGGAGAAUGUGUCAAACCACAUUCAUCAUGAAACCACAACAACAACCAACAAGAAUCCUCUUCUUAUUACUCCUGUCGUCAACAACCAAGAAGCAUCCAUCAUUCAUCACGACAUUGCUACCAUCAUUCCGAGUCAAUUAUUUCAACAACAAGUGUCCAAUCAUGAUGGAAUUUUCAAUAAUAACAACAACAACAAUAAUAAUAUUCAUCAUUCGAAUGCAAAGGAUGAAAAUUUUAAACAUUCGAAAAGUGGUGAAAACGUUCUCAAUGAGUCACCACGAGUGUUUCGCGAAGCGGAUCAUCUCAAUAAUCUUGUUGAAACACAGCAAGAACCACUUCGAUUGACUUGUUCUACGAUUGUGGAUUUUGGAGGUCUUGUCGGCACGACCGCGACACCAACGAAUCACGAGACGCCGAUCCAAGCAGCACUGUCAAAUGUCAAAGCUGAAAAGAAAGAUCAUCGAAAACACAAGAGACUGAAAAAGACACUUCAAGAUCAACACGAUGAUGAUCCUACUGAAAAAGAUAUGGAUCUCGCUGAUGCUGAUUUACAUUUCACACCCGAUGAAUUGGAAAUGCUACAAAGCGAUCCUCACAUUUCCAAGAAAAAACAUCAAAAUAAGAAUAUAGCAACUCAAGUGAAUUCAUCAAGUUCCACACAUUCCAUUUCACACAGUUAUGAAGCAACUCGUCCUCGACUCACGAUCGAACAGCAACAACAAAUUCUCGUCUCUCUUCAUGCAUUAAAUCUCAACGAAAUGCAACGAAAAGAAUUAAGAUUAUUGGGAGAUGUCAUUCGAAAAAUCACAGAGGAUGAAAUGUUCAAAUGCACAACGUUUGAAUCUGUGAAUAUUUAUUUAUUUAUUUUAAUUAUUUCAGCAACUGCUUCUGCUUUGGGAACGUUGGCAUUGGCAUUGAUUUAUUUUAUAGUAUUUCGAGGAUCCAUGGCAGAAGCUAUAUUUUCUGCAGCCAUUAGUGGAGUUUUUGUCGUUUCGAUUAUUAGUUGUGUCGGAGUUUGUGUGUUUUAUAACAUGAAAAAUAGACCAAAAAACAAGAAACAAAAAGCAGCGAUUGCUCAUUAUCAUGAAAUUGUGGAAGAAGUGUUUUAUAAUAUUGGAACUCGAUUUUUUCCAGAUUUUGAAAUUGAUUUUGAUUACAUUCAUGUGAAACAAGAUGGAAAUACACUCGAAGAGAGAAAGAAACGAUUGGAACGCGUUCGAAGGAAUCGUCACAAAAAACUACUCUCUCGAUUUUAUCGACAACAAAUACAGGCCUACCUCGGUGAAACGUUCAUGAUUUCACAAACGGAACAACCACAACUUCAAGAAGCUUCAAAUCCUCAUGAACUUGCUCAUGGCGACGCACCACAGAAAGAAUCUCCUCCCAUUGCCUCCACGACAGAUACCAUGUGGUAUUCUGUGUGUUGCAUUUUUGGAGGUUUUUGCACUCUCAUCAUUGUUCUCAUUCUGAUUCUCUUUUCAUUCAUUUGCUUAUUUUUCCCAUUGAUUUUUAAACGACCUCCUAUUGUUCCAAUAUUUAUUACAAUUCCCAUUCAGGUAGGAUAUGGUGUCGUGGCAGCAAUGGUGUUGGGUUUUUUGAUAUUUUUAUGUUUCUUUUCGUGCACCUUGUAUUGUUACGCGUUUGCUGGCAAAGAUAAUUCUUGGAAAUGUUUGUGUUGUUCACUGGAGACAGCACCGUCACACUAUUCAGAUCCGUAUGAGAUCAAUACAAAGCAGCAUGGAAGAGAUUUAGAGUUAGGAAAUGCAGCAGCUGUAAAUGUGAUUGAACAUGUAUAA